Molecule: messenger RNA, 833 nt
Organism: Drosophila takahashii
Lineage: Eukaryota; Metazoa; Arthropoda; Insecta; Diptera; Drosophilidae
Gene: Cpr50Cb
Product: Cuticular protein 50Cb
Cellular component (GO): extracellular matrix
Source: RefSeq, a predicted model, not a curated record
UCGUGUACUUCGUGCGGUUGUCUAGGAAAAUCAAACAAACCGAACCCAAAGCCAUAAAACAAACUCCUCUUUAACAGAGGUCCACAGUUGAGAAACCCAACCCCGAACAAAAAACCUCCCCGCCCAGUGAAACCAGCGGCGUUGUGAAUACAAUCAUUUUUGCCAUCGCCCGAACAUCAAAUCGAAACCCAACCCACAAUAUGAUGUCCUUCAAGGCGUUCGUCCUGCUUAGCUUAUCCCUCGCUGCCAUCAGUGCCUAUGCCUACGCCCAAAUCGCCCCUGGCUCCAACGCGUACCUCCCGCCCACGAAGAACGGCUACGACUACUCGGAACCCAAGACCCCAUUCAAGCCCAGCCAACCUGGCAGACCAGCAGCGCCCGGACCUCGACCACCAGCUCCACCCGGCACUCCCCGCAACAUUCCCGGCCAACCCGCCGAUGACCAUGUCCACGUGCCCGGUAUGCCGUACGACUUCGAGUACGCCGUCCAGGAUCCAGAGACCGCCAACGACUAUGCGCACAAGGCGUCCAGCGACGGCGACGUGGUGACCGGCGAGUACCGCGUCCAGAUGCCCGACGGACGGACCCAGAUCGUCCGCUACACCGCCGACUGGAAGACGGGCUACCACGCGGACGUGACCUACGAGGGCGAGGCCACCUUCCCGCAGGGUCCCCAGCCGGGAGCACGCGGUGGCAGCGGCGGCGGUGGCGGCGGUGCCGGUGGGUACAAGUACUAGGCGUGGGUGGUGCUUCGACUGGGUCAGCUGGGGUCACAUAUCUUGCGAAACGUGUAAGCCUUACGAUAUACCAAUAAAAAGUAUUGAUAAACUAAA